Molecule: messenger RNA, 327 nt
Organism: Guillardia theta CCMP2712
Lineage: Eukaryota; Cryptophyceae; Pyrenomonadales; Geminigeraceae
Exons: 1
Coding region: 1-327 (108 amino acids)
Source: RefSeq, a predicted model, not a curated record
AUGUCAGCGAUUUCCCUUCAUCAAGAGUCUUCACACAACUCCGAUGAGUUCCUCAUGGAAGACGACCUCUUCUUCUCCGGCAGAGACUCAUGGGGUCGAGAGCGGUCCUCUCAGUUGGACAAGAACUUUGACUUAGACGGAGGAGCUCAAGUCAGCCAUGGACGCAAGUACAUCUACAUCAUUGAAGAGAGCAUGGUUUUGUCAUCUUGCUUCAAGCUGAGGGAUGCCGAGUUGCUCCCAGAAUCCAGAAAAAUUCUCUGCCACGGACCCGAAGGAAUGCUCCUUUCGAACGUCACGGCUUCCCUGAGGAAGAGUAGGAAAAUGUAG